Dimorphilus gyrociliatus is the source of this 1175-nucleotide messenger RNA. The record is from the annotation of a GenBank genome assembly. NCBI's taxonomy places the organism in Eukaryota, Metazoa, Annelida, Polychaeta, Dinophilidae.
AUUGAGUCCAUAACCAUACUAUCGAGAAAAACAUAUCUGCCGUCCGCCAGCAGUUAACGUGUGUACAUCAAUAAAUUAAAACUAAUUGAACUCGAUUAACAGAAUUCAUUUUACAUCUGAUUAAAUUGAAUGAAGGCCAGUUCAGCUGAUGAUUAGCGUAUGAAUUUAAUCUGGGAAUGGUAAUUGUAGCUAGAGUUGAACGCUUUUUCACUAGAAAAUUGACAAUGAAAGCUCUAUUUAUUUUAUAUAUCGCAUCCACUUUUCUUGGGUUAUUUUGGAUAGGAUUUAACUUUAAUAAUAACGUACCUCAAAACUCUUCAAAAGAGGAUAUAGCCUUCCUAACUAAACGUUUAAUAGAAUUAGAAAAGAGUGAAGAACACCUUAAAUCACUGAUAAAAUCAAAAGAGACAAACAAUGAGGAUUUACCAAUCAUAUUUGUAGUAACACCUACUCAUAGUAGACUUGAACAAAAAGCUGAACUAACCAGACUUUGCCAAUGCUUUAUGCACGUGCCAAAACUGCAUUGGAUUGUUGUAGAGGAUAGGGAAUCUAGAAGUAGACUCGUUGAAAAUUUCCUUUCAAAGUGUAAAGUUGUCUCAAGUCAUUUAUUCGUCAAAACUCCAGAUGAAAGUGUUCUAAAAGCAAAUGAAUCGAGGUGGAAAAAACCAAGAGGCGUUCAACAACGAAAUGUAGCUUUAAGCUAUUUAAGAUUCGAACAUUCCAGAUCGAAGGGUGUUGUAUUUUUUGCCGAUGACGAUAACGUAUACGACCUUGAAUUAUUUAAUGAAAUGAGACACACUCAGAAGGCUAGUGUAUGGCCGGUUGGUUUGGUUGGAAAAUUAAAGUACGAAACACCAGUAUUGGACUCUCAAGGAAAGGUUAUUUUUUGGAGAACUGCCUGGAAAGGUACUAGAAAAUUUGCUCUAGAUAUGGCAGGAUUUGCCGUUAACCUAAAAUUGAUAACUGAUAGUCCAAAAGUUCAAUUUAGAUCUGGUCGCUCAAUUGGAAUGUUGGAAACAAAUUUUUUGUCAGAUUUAAAUUUGGAAUUAUCAGAUCUAGAACCAAAAGCUAAUGGUUGUACUCAGGUCCUUGUUUGGCACACAAGAACGGAAAAACCGGUUAUAAAAAAUGAAGGCAAAAUGUUAAAAAUUCCAGUAGAUCAGAGAGAAGUGUAA